This is a messenger RNA of Nylanderia fulva, 1777 nucleotides long. RefSeq names its product 26S proteasome regulatory subunit Rpt1 (gene Rpt1). The record is from RefSeq and is a predicted model, not a curated record. Lineage: Eukaryota; Metazoa; Arthropoda; Insecta; Hymenoptera; Formicidae. Gene Ontology annotation, molecular function: ATP binding; ATP hydrolysis activity.
AAGCCACAAAAUUCCGCUGAUUUCACUCGUAACCUAAGUGAAACCUAACCUUUCUGCGCGAAGGCAGAAUUGUCAGUCACCUUGUCAGUUUCGCGAGGAAUAAACGAACUGUUAAUAAAUAAGGCGAUUUAAUAAAGACGCAAAGAUGCCGGACCAUUUAGGAGAAGAUAUGCGAAAAGUGAAGAACGAGGAAGAGAAGGAAGAAAAGGAGAUAAAAUCGUUGGACGAAGGAGACAUCGCUUUGUUGAAAACUUAUGGCCAAGGACAAUACACAAAGAGUAUUAAAGCUGUCGAAGAGGAUAUUCAAACUAUCAUUAAGCGUGUGAAUGAAUUAACUGGUAUCAAAGAAUCGGAUACUGGUCUGGCACCACCAGCACUUUGGGAUCUAGCAGCGGAUAAACAAACUUUACAGAAUGAACAACCGUUACAAGUGGCACGCUGCACCAAAAUUAUAAAUGCAGAUUCUGAUGAUCCAAAGUAUAUAAUAAAUGUGAAGCAGUUUGCGAAAUUUGUAGUCGACCUAGCGGAUUCUGUGGCACCAACUGAUAUAGAGGAAGGCAUGAGGGUAGGAGUGGAUCGUAAUAAGUAUCAAAUUCAUAUUCCAUUGCCAUCCAAAAUUGAUCCUACUGUAACAAUGAUGCAAGUUGAAGAGAAGCCUGAUGUCACUUAUAGUGAUGUCGGUGGCUGCAAGGAGCAAAUUGAGAAAUUGAGAGAAGUUGUUGAAACACCACUAUUACAUCCAGAGAAAUUUGUUAAUCUGGGUAUUGAGCCACCAAAAGGCGUAUUGCUGUUUGGACCACCAGGUACAGGGAAGACUUUAUGUGCCAGAGCGGUGGCUAACAGGACAGAUGCCUGUUUUAUUCGUGUAAUUGGUUCAGAAUUAGUCCAGAAGUAUGUUGGUGAAGGUGCUAGAAUGGUAAGAGAACUAUUCGAGAUGGCACGAAGUAAGAAGGCUUGCUUGAUCUUCUUCGACGAAAUCGAUGCCAUCGGUGGUGCCCGCUUCGACGAUGGUGCCGGCGGCGAUAACGAAGUGCAACGUACUAUGCUUGAACUAAUUAAUCAAUUAGAUGGAUUCGAUCCGCGCGGUAACAUAAAAGUUCUAAUGGCAACGAAUAGACCGGACACGUUGGAUCCUGCGUUGAUGCGACCGGGUCGUCUGGACAGGAAGAUAGAAUUUGGUUUACCAGAUCUUGAGGGACGCACGCACAUCUUUAAGAUCCAUGCACGCUCGAUGAGUGUCGAGAGGGAUAUUAGAUUCGAACUGCUUGCUCGUCUCUGUCCCAAUAGCACAGGUGCUGAGAUUCGAUCUGUUUGUACCGAAGCUGGCAUGUUCGCGAUUCGUGCACGGCGCAAGGUUGCUACGGAGAAGGAUUUCCUUGAGGCGGUCAACAAAGUCAUCAAGUCUUAUGCUAAAUUUUCGGCAACGCCCAAGUACAUGACUUAUAAUUAGAAUGCAUUUGUGAUCCGUUUGAUUUUCAUGUCUGAUAAUUUAAUAUUAACGUAUUAUAAGUCUUACAAUAAUUUCUAUCUAUUUUGUGGAUAAAUCAAGAAACAAUUUUGUUCUAAUAAACUGUUGUUUUCUGAUUUUCACAAAAAUGUGUUAUAAUCCCAAUAACUUGACUUUUCUACGCAUGUAAAUUUUCGAAUUUUAUUUUAAUCGGUCCAUCAGGUAUAUUUAUUAGGAACGAAAGUGAACCAAGAUCAGAUUUUCCACACCAUGUAAACUUCAAGUUUCUGCAUAUCUACAAAGAAAGCAUUAAAUUAAAUUAAAUUAUAA